Messenger RNA from Cygnus atratus (black swan), 1903 nucleotides. It is a transcript of the gene TNFRSF25, whose product is annotated as TNF receptor superfamily member 25. Gene Ontology annotation, biological process: signal transduction. The record is from RefSeq and is a predicted model, not a curated record. Gene Ontology annotation, molecular function: protein binding. The transcript has 8 exons. Lineage: Eukaryota; Metazoa; Chordata; Aves; Anseriformes; Anatidae. Gene Ontology annotation, cellular component: plasma membrane. The coding region runs from base 154 to 1452 and encodes 432 amino acids.
GAGGGCUGGCACUCAUUCACCACGCGUCGCGCGGCGGCGAUGGGGCGCUGGGGCACCCUGCCCUCGCGCUGAGCCUCCCUGGCACUGGGGACCCCACGCUCUGCUGCACCCACCGCCACCGCCCGGCAUGACCCAGCCGCAUCGGCUUCAAGGAUGAAGCGCCACUGCCCAGGGGCAGCUUCGGUUUUCCUGGCAGUGCUGUGGCUGCUGGCAAGCGGGUUGCUGCUCCUGGGCUGCCAGGACUGCGCUGUGUCACAGGGGCAGCGGGGCCCAGCGCGGCUGCCCGCCCGUCCACGGAGGCUCGCUGCAAAGCCCUCCUGCCCCGCCGGGAUGAACUGGAUCGAUGCGGUUCAACAGUGCUGCCCCCAGUGUCCACCAGGGACGUACCUGAAGAACCCCUGCUCGAUGCAUGGCAAAGGCAGCGACUGUGAAGCCUGUCCCGAUGGCACCUACCACUCCCAGCCCAACACCCGCACCAAGUGCCAUGUUUGCUAUGAGUGCGACCACCACGCUUUCCAGCGCGUGCUGAGCAACUGCUCGGCCACCAGCAACGUCGCCUGUGGCUGCAAGCCUGGCCACUUCCGCAGCUGCCUGAACGAGCACUGCAACGAAUUCUCCUGCAGCAAGUGCCAGCUCUGCCCAGGGAGGCUGGUCCAGCGGCCCUGCUCAGACACGCAGGACACGCUGUGCGGCAGCUGCAAGCCCAACUUCUACGCCGAGGGCAGCGAGUGCCGGCCGUGCCACAUGAGCACCCCGGAGACGUGCGGCGAGGAGUGCCAGCAGGCGUGCGGAGGCAGCACCCGAGGCUCGGGGCUGCAGUACCUCCUGCUGGCCCUGACUGUGCCCCUCUUCAUGGGCGCCUUCGUCAUCUACAAGAGGAGGUGGCUCCAGCACAGGGCCCUGGUGGGCAGCCCCCUCCUCACAGUCCCACCCCAGGGCUGCCCCAGCCCUAUGGCCCACACAUUCUCCCCCACCCAGGAGGCUGUAGCGACGGAGACAGUGCUGUGCCAGGUCUGUGAGCACGGCCCCAGCACGGCGAGGAAGAGCCCCGAGUCCUGGGCCUUGCACAAAUGCCCCAGUGGAGCAGCACUGCUGGAUGGCAGCGUGGAGCCCUCAGCGCCCCAGGAGCCCAGCACAGCGCGGGGCCCUGAAUCGCAUCCCCGCAGCCCCCAGCGCUGCACCCUGCUGCAGGGCAGCCAGCUCUACGCCGUCAUCAAUGUGGUGCCGGUGCGGCGCUGGAAGGAAUUCAUGCGGGUGCUGGAGCUGCGGGACACGGAGAUCGAGCUGGUGGAGAUGGAGGUGACCCACUUCCGCGACCAGCAGUAUGAGAUGCUGAAGCGCUGGUGCCAGCAGACCAGUGCCACGCUCGACCGCAUCUUUGCCGCCCUGGAGCACAUGGAGCUGGCGGGCUGUGCCGAGGCGCUGCGCCAGAGCCUGUCGGCGGGACCCUGACCCCACGUCCCCAGCCUGGGAAGGCUGCCCCAGGGUCCCCUCCUAGGCUGUUUUGUGACCCCGUGGGCCCAGGGACAGACACAUCCCAGAAAAGCAGGGUCCCUACGGGACCACCCUGCCCUGGUGCCGUGGGGUGCCGUACCCCUAAGUAUUGUUACUUAUGCCAUGUAGACAUUUUAUGUCAGUUAUCCAGACUGUGGGCUCAGGCUGCAGGAGCAGGACAGAGCUCCCCUCCCCAGCCACCCCCCACUAUUUAUGUCCUCCUGCUCCGGGGGCUGCAUUGGACACUGCCCCCGGUUCGCAGGCUGCCUGGCCGGGCUCCUGGGCGCGUGCUGCUCGCGGGACGAGCGGGGGCCGAGCCCGCUGCCAACCCAUGGGAUAGUUCUCAAGUCCGCCUGGCGGGUACACUCAGGUGGGCCUGCCCCCACCCCAAUAAAGUGGCGUGUUCUCC